Colletotrichum fioriniae is the source of this 1170-nucleotide messenger RNA. RefSeq lists its product as uncharacterized. Lineage: Eukaryota; Fungi; Ascomycota; Sordariomycetes; Glomerellales; Glomerellaceae. The record is from RefSeq and is a predicted model, not a curated record.
AUGAAAAACAUCACCUUCUUGGCCGGCAUCCUACUGGUCUCUGUCGGGCCCUCCCUCAUCAACGCCGACACCAUCAGGGAUCCGCGUCCGACAACCACAGCCGUGGCCGAGGAUUCCUCCCUCGCGAAUAUUCCCCCUAAGCUCAUCCUCGAGAUCCUCAACAUGAAGAAGAAGGGAAAGGGGAAUAAAACUACGACCGCCGAAGUAGGGGAGAAGACUAAUACCGCCAAGCGACCCCCUACUUUACCCAUCAUCGUCGAGACCCACUACGAGCUCAUCAAGCCAACGGCACCCAAGACCGCUGCUGUCAAGAGAGAUGCCCCUCAGCCUACUGCCCCCCUCCAGGCGCGUGAGCAGCGAAGCGAUGAGGCGGAUGAGAGCACCGAGUCCUCCUCCCUCUGCACGCACAACAAGUGCCCCAAGGAGAUGGAGGUUCCCCGCACCCUCGAGCCUAGGCAGCAGCAGGAGACAGGCGACGUCGAGCCCUCCGCUGACGAAGAGGACGCCGAUGCCUACAAAGACUGUCCCAAGAGGCGCUCGCGCAAGGCCAAGAUCGCGAGUAUGGCGGCCACCAAGACCCUCGAGCCCAGACAGCUGGUCGUAGAGACUGCCACCGCCGAGCCCUCUACAUAUGAGGACGCCGAUUCCUACCUCUGCACGCACGAAGACUGCCCUCAUAAGCUUGCGCGUCUGGUGAAGCCGUGGGCCAGCAAGACCCUCGAGCCCAGACAGCUAUAUGUGCCGACUAGCACUGUCGAGCCCUCUGCGGAUGAAGAGGAGGAGACGGAGGAGAAGGAUGAUGAGUACUACGCCCAGCCGCCCCCUCGCACCCGUCGCUUGCGGUGCAAGGGCAGACACAGCAGAACCGCUUCCAGCACGGCGACUCCUACUUCGUCGACCACUUCGUCGACCACCUCGUCUGCCACAUCGUCUGCCACCUCCUCCAGCAUCGGCACCAUCACCGUCACCGUGACGCCAAUUGCCGCCACCACCACCACCAGCUCAAGCUCCUCCUCCUCCACCACCUCCUCUGCUUCCUCCACUUCCACCACGGCACCUGAUGACACCGUCACUCGCACGACUACCAUCACCGUGACCGCGGACCCGACCUACACCCCGACUUACAUCCUGAAGCCGUACCCGACGACCUUCCGCAAGGUCCGAGCUUAG